Rhipicephalus microplus (southern cattle tick) is the source of this 821-nucleotide messenger RNA. RefSeq names its product glutathione S-transferase D1. NCBI's taxonomy places the organism in Eukaryota, Metazoa, Arthropoda, Arachnida, Ixodida, Ixodidae. The record is from RefSeq and is a predicted model, not a curated record. Gene Ontology annotation, biological process: glutathione metabolic process. Gene Ontology annotation, molecular function: glutathione transferase activity.
AGUCAAGUGUACGCGCGGACAGCGAGAACCUACGAAAAAGCACAAUGGUUGUGGAACUGUACAACGCUCCGGGAAGCCCGCCAUGCACAUUCGUCAGGGUUGUAGCCAAGAAACUGGGCGUCGAACUCAAGUUGAACAACUUUAACCUCAUGGCCAAGGAGCACCUAAACCCCGAGUUUGUCAAGUUGAACCCGGUGCACACCGUCCCCACAAUCAACGAUAAUGGUUUUGUUCUUUGGGAAAGCCGUGCCAUUGGCAUGUACCUGGUGGACAAGUAUGCUCCGGAGUCCACGCUGUACCCGAAGGACUUGCAGAAGAGAGCCACUGUCAACAGGCUGCUCUUCUUUGAGUCCGGCACCUUGUUGUCGGCACAGAUGGCAUACUUUCGGCCUAAGUGGUUCAAGGGUCAGGAACCGACAUCAGACCUGAAGGAGGCGUAUGAUAAGGCCCUUGGCACCGCCGUAACGCUGCUGGGAGACAAGAAGUUCCUGUGCGGCGACAACGUCACCCUGGCGGACAUUGGUCUUGCCUGCACGUUGGGAGUAGUGAUUGAGGGAGCUGAGUACGAUGGCCUUGAGAAGUUCCCCCAGUUGAAGGAGUACUACCAGCGCUUCAAGAAGGCCCUCCCCGAGUACGAACAGGUUGCUGCCGAAGCCCUGAAGCUUAUCCGGGACAUGGUGGCUCGCGCAAGGAGCGGACAGCACCCUCAUGGUCCUCCGAAGUAAAUCACCAUAUCAUCACAAGAAAGAAAAGAAUCUUUCGUUUGCUGUACAUGAUUGAGAAUCGAGUGCUCACUAGUAAACAAAAAUACCCGACGCUUA